UUUUACACCAGUAGCAUUUUCAAUAAAGCAAAGUGGACCCCUUUAAUAUCCUUCUCCUUUGGAUAUAAUAUACUAAUAUUCAUAUGUUCCUAUCAUUUGGACCUUUUCUUCACUAUUCUACAGUCCAGUUACAAAAUAUGACCUGCUUAGACUCACAGUCAAGACCCCCAUCUUGUUUUCUUGCCUGAAAAAGGUAAAAAAUUUCAAAGUUCUGCCAUUUUCAUGAAUAAUUUAGUCAAAUUUGCAUUUCAAGAUUCUAAAAUGGACAGUCUAAAGAAGAAUAGCGUGAAGUUAUACCUGAAACAUUUACAAUGAGUAACAGCUUGUUGCAUACCCAUUAUGCGAGUGGCGGAAUCCCAUCCGAGAUUGCUGAGAAUUUAAAAGAUUUUUUCCCGGAGGAUGGCGAUUUGAGUUAUGAAGAAGUUCUUUUGCAACAGGAAACUGUUUACUUGUCAUUUCAAGCAAAUGGGAAAAACAAGAAUAUGAGCUCUGAAUAUGGCCAAACCAGUAGUGGGCAUCAGUUAUCAGCACAAAAGGGUGAUUCUUCUCAAAACCGUGAAUCACAAUUGGCUCUGGACGAAGCUUUAGCUAGAUCAUUGCAGUUAGGGGAUGACUUUGAGGAUUUCUGUAGAGAUGAGCUUAGCUCUACUGUGGCUGGCAUCAGGGAAUCCCCUCCUAGAGAAUCACCUCCGGUCAGGGCUGAGAAUCCAAACACGAGGAGACAAGAUGAUGUUGAUCCAGAUAGUAUGACCUAUGAGGAAUUGCAAUCUUUAGGAGAAGCUGUUGGCCAGCAGAGCAGAGGGCUUUCACAAGACCUCAUACGCCGUUUACCAACUUUCAAAUACAAGACUGGAUUCUUCUCAAAGAAAAAGAAAAUGGGAGAGUGUGUUAUAUGUUAUGCUGCAUACAGAAGCGGAGAUAUGUUGACCACUUUACCUUGUGCACACAUGUUUCAUUCAGAAUGUAUUAACCGCUGGCUAAAAGAAAGAAAGUGUAUGUGUCACAGAACUGCCCACUCUGUUAUGAAGAGGUGAAAGAUGAAUGACUUUGCAAAUGCAACAUCCCAUGGAAAGGAUAAAGCCUUGGACCUGCCUUCAAAUUCGCUAUAUUUUUAAACAUGUAGAGAGAAGUAGCCCCGUUAAAAGACAUAUUUGGUAUGUAAAUAGCAUCUCCCAAUAUUUGACAUUCUGAACGUAUCCUGCGUUCAUAUGCAUUAUGGCUUUUCUUCUUCUUCUUAAUGAAAUGUGAUUGGGAAA
This is a messenger RNA of Lycium ferocissimum, 1256 nucleotides long. Its product is annotated as E3 ubiquitin-protein ligase BIG BROTHER-like. Gene Ontology annotation, molecular function: ubiquitin-protein transferase activity; ubiquitin conjugating enzyme binding. The coding region runs from base 312 to 1034 and encodes 240 amino acids. The transcript is spliced from 8 exons. Gene Ontology annotation, biological process: negative regulation of organ growth; protein ubiquitination. The record is from RefSeq and is a predicted model, not a curated record. NCBI's taxonomy places the organism in Eukaryota, Viridiplantae, Streptophyta, Magnoliopsida, Solanales, Solanaceae.